CACAAAAAUGUCAACAAGCGGUCUGGAGGACCCGCUUUCCUCGCAUCUUCUCGGUUCCGGCGGGAACAAAAAGUCCCCCACGUCCCUUUCCGGGAAGAUUCUUAUCGGAAUUACAGGCGGCAUCGCGGUUGGACUUUCGAUCGUCUGCUAUCCCUUUGUGGCACCUGCACUCCGGAAACACUGUCUCCCGUACGUACCGGCCACACCGAACCAGAUCCGGAAUGUACUUUCAUACGUGCGACCUUUACCAACCGGUAGCCGACUACUCGAUAUCGGGUCCGGCGAUGGGCGGAUCGUUAUUGCGGCAGCCCGUGCGCAACCAUCUAUCCGUGCCGAUGGUGUGGAGUUGAAUCCUUGGCUGGUAUACUAUUCUCGGCUGGCAGCACUACGCAACGGUGUACUCGGCAGGACACGCUUCUUCCGGCACGAUCUGUGGAAGUUUAGCCUCGCACCGUACGAUCACAUCGUAAUCUUUGGUGUGGAGCAAAUGAUGGAGGAUCUGGAGAAGAAAAUUGUACGCGAAGUAACACCGGGCACGACGAUCGUUGCGUGCCGGUUCCCGUUUCCCACCAUGCCGGUUCAGGAGCGGAUAGAAGAGGGCGUCGAUUCCGUGUGGGUUUAUCGACCGAAAGGAAAGCGAGAGGAGAGCAUUUGAUAGGCCAUUAAAGUUCUUUAGUGAUUUGAAAUGUA
This is a messenger RNA of Anopheles aquasalis, 690 nucleotides long. Its product is annotated as ATP synthase subunit C lysine N-methyltransferase. The record is from RefSeq and is a predicted model, not a curated record. Gene Ontology annotation, molecular function: protein-lysine N-methyltransferase activity. Gene Ontology annotation, biological process: regulation of mitochondrial ATP synthesis coupled proton transport; peptidyl-lysine trimethylation; positive regulation of proton-transporting ATP synthase activity, rotational mechanism. Gene Ontology annotation, cellular component: mitochondrion. Lineage: Eukaryota; Metazoa; Arthropoda; Insecta; Diptera; Culicidae.